AUGGAUGGAGGUGCUUCGGUCCCUGACAGCCCCUCCAGGUGGAGCUCGGACAGUUUCCUCGCGCUCUUUGCCUUUUGGCUUCAUUCAGUCUCCACCUGCUUCUCUGGGGACGCGGACAAACUUUGCGUCCCCGUCGGGCUCACUUUGCUCUCUGCUCUGCUGCUGCUGCUGUCAUGUCUGCUGAUUGUGUGCCAAAGGUGCAACUUUCGAGGUGAAUAUUCUGGGGAGUCCAUCAUGAUGUUUUACAGCUUCCUGGGUAACCUGUGCAGCUCAGUAGGAGCCGUCCUUUCCGGACAGCUGCACAUACAGGUUUUCAUGGCUGUGUUUGCAGCUGGGAUGGAUGCUGUGAGCUGCGUUUCAUGUUGCCUCCCUGUGUGCCUGUGUUGGAACUCAAAAACACAGACGAGGCUAAGCGUGGCUAAGAAGCGCAGGAGGCAGCACCUUUUGGCUGUGGGCGUGCUGAUGGUGGUUGCAGGAGGUUUCCUGAAGUCCGGAGAAGACGACCCUCCAGAGUCCAGGCCCUUCAGAGGGAGAAGGCUUCUGCAUGCCCCCAUGCAAACCUCCACAUGGAGUUUGGUGGACAACAGUGUAAUCCUUGGUUACACUUUGGGGCUGCUGUCUCUUGUUAUUGCCCUGACCUCCAGGUUCCCUGCACUCUGCAGAGCAAGGAGAGGACAAGCCUUCACUCAGGCAAAUGUUUUCUCUGGACUCCUGUCCUCUCUGUCUGGUGCCCUCUACACUGCAGCCAUCCUCCUCAGUGACGCUCGGUUUGGAUUUCUGAUCCGAGUUCUGCCGUGGCUUCUCUCAUCAGUCAGCUGUGCUGCCCUGGACCUGCUCAUUUUACUUCUCCACGGGUGCAAGAGAGGAAUCAAGCAGACGAUCAAAAUUUCGUCUGACACAGAGAGCCUGUUGGGCAGUGCAGCUGUUCACGCUGAGGAUGCUGCGCUCGUGAAACAGACAUCAGCACAAACAAAAUAUUAUCUAUUUUCCUCAAAGACAAAGAAUUUCCUGAAGCUGACUGAGAUGGGUGGCUACAUGGAUGUCAGUGUCCAACCUGCAAGAAAACAAAUGUCCCCUCAAGAAGUGACAUUAUCUAAAGGAGGUUCUGAGGGUGGAUCUCUUCAGAGAAAGGUCCGAGUGGACAGCCGUUGCUCUUCAGAUACAUCCUACGACUCGUCACCUGUCAGCUCUGAUCUGGAGUGGGAUUUUGAAGCUGCUAUUUCACAGUGGAGUAAACCAGCAGCAAAACCACAGGAGGGGGACGAGUUUCCCCUUCAGGACUGGCCGACAAAGUCCAAACCCUUCAAAGUCUGCAUUUGCUCCAUGUCUGAACGGCCACAGAAAACUCUGUGUGCCAAGAACAAGAGCGGCUCUGCUGUGGGUUGA
Nematolebias whitei (Rio pearlfish) is the source of this 1386-nucleotide messenger RNA. RefSeq names its product transmembrane protein 44 (gene tmem44). The transcript is spliced from 11 exons. The coding region runs from base 1 to 1386 and encodes 461 amino acids. The record is from RefSeq and is a predicted model, not a curated record. Lineage: Eukaryota; Metazoa; Chordata; Actinopteri; Cyprinodontiformes; Rivulidae.